Messenger RNA from Morus notabilis, 1167 nucleotides. Its product is annotated as gibberellin 20 oxidase 1-D. The coding region runs from base 1 to 1167 and encodes 388 amino acids. NCBI's taxonomy places the organism in Eukaryota, Viridiplantae, Streptophyta, Magnoliopsida, Rosales, Moraceae. The record is from RefSeq and is a predicted model, not a curated record. The transcript is spliced from 3 exons. Gene Ontology annotation, molecular function: gibberellin 20-oxidase activity. Gene Ontology annotation, biological process: flower development; unidimensional cell growth; response to light stimulus.
AUGUCUCCCUUGGUGGACUCAACAAGUACUUCUUCUCCCGUUCUCUUGUGUCCCCCAUCAAUGGAGCUCAAAGAUGAAAACGGGGUUCCAGUUUUUGACUCAAACGUACUCCAAAAGCAAACAAACUUGCCAAACCAAUUCGUUUGGCCAAAUGGCGACUUAGUUCACGGCACACAAGAGGAGCUCAACGAGCCUCUCGUAGACUUGGAAGGCUUCCUCAGAGGAGAUGAAUUUGCCGCCGAUCACGCCGCGGAGCUCGUCAGAACAGCUUGCCUUAACCACGGAUUCUUCCAAAUGAUCAACCACGGUGUCGACCUUGACCUUAUCCGCGCCGCGCACGAAGAAAUGGACACCAUUUUCGGGCUGCCCUUGAACAAGAAGCUCAGCGUCUGGCGAAAACCCGGCAGUCUUUUAGGGUAUUCCGGCGCCCAUGCAGAUCGGUACUCGUCCAAGUUGCCAUGGAAAGAAACCUUUUCGUUUGGUUACCGAGAAAGUGAUGAUGAUGCCUACUCGGAGCCUGUUGUUGUCGACUACUUCAAGUCAGCUUUGGGAGAAGAUUUCAAUUGCACCGGGUGGGUUUACCAAAGAUAUUGCAAAGCAAUGAGGGAAUUGUCUCUAGUGAUAAUGGAGCUCUUGGCCGUUAGUUUGGGAGUUGAUAGACUCUAUUAUAGGAAAUUUUUUGAAGAUAGUGAGUCAAUAAUGAGAUGUAACUACUAUCCACCAUGCAAGAACUCUGGCUUGACCCUUGGAACUGGGCCUCAUUCUGACCCGACUUCCCUGACCAUUCUUCACCAAGACCAAGUUGGAGGCCUUGAAGUCUUUGCUAACAACACGUGGCAAGCUGUCCGACCUCGCCCAGAAGCCCUAGUCAUCAAUAUCGGCGAUACUUUCAUGGCAUUGUCGAAUGGGAGAUACAAGAGUUGCCUUCAUAGAGCAGUGGUGAACAGGGAGAGAGUGAGGAGAUCAUUGGUUUUCUUUGUGAGCCCAAGGGAGGACAAAGUGGUGAGACCCCCAAAAGAUCUUGUUUGCAGAGAAGGGCCAAGGAAGUACCCUGAUUUCACAUGGUCAGAUCUAUUGGAGUUCACUCAAAAUCACUAUAGAGCUGAUGUUGCUACGCUGCAAAGCUUCAUCCACUGGCUGCUAUCUUCCAAACCAUCCCACUUUUAG